AUGGCUCGAAGGGCCGGAGAGUCUAAUCGAUUUAGUCAAACAAGCAUUCUACAAGGUGGUCGGACGAUCAAGUCUCACAUGGAAGGAGCUGCAAAAAGUGAUUCUCGACGUGGAAAUCUGUCUCAACAACCGUCCACUGGCCUAUGUCGAGGACGAUCCUGA
This is a messenger RNA of Paramuricea clavata, 162 nucleotides long. The record is from the annotation of a GenBank genome assembly. NCBI's taxonomy places the organism in Eukaryota, Metazoa, Cnidaria, Anthozoa, Malacalcyonacea, Plexauridae.